AGGCUCAUCCAGUUUCUCAUAUCUCAAACCACUUUUUUUCUAUAAAUACCCACCAUGUGUAACCAAAAAGCAAUUAUAGUUCAUAACAUCAUAAUCCAAAUCAACGGUCAAAAAACAUUGCAUAAAUUUCAUCAUUAGAAGUUGUACAAGUUCUACGUUGAUGGCGAUGAGUCUUACACAUCAGAUUGGCGCUCUCUCAGGAACACCAUUAACGGUGGAAGCCACCACUACCGCCGAUUCAACAUCAAUAUCAACGGUUGCAACAUCCGCAUUAUGGAAACCCUCAGCACCAUCGUUAAAAUGCAAAGUCACGCGCGAUAACCUAACGGACGCUCUAUCACCACCGGUGAGUCCAUGCCUUUCGCCGAUAAGGGCGGAUCUAACGGCGGCGUGUAAAGCCUUCUCCGCCGUAGCGGAAGUGGAAACUGCGGCUGAUGAGAAAGAGUUUAUAGUAGGUGGAAAAGCGGUGAAGGAUAAGAGUGUAAAAGGUGUUCCGGUCUAUGUGAUGAUGCCGUUGGAUAGUGUAAAGAUGGAUAAUAGUGUGAACAGGAGAAAAGCGAUGAAUGCGAGUUUGCAGGCUUUGAAGAGUGCGGGAGUGGAAGGGAUAAUGAUGGAUGUGUGGUGGGGAUUAGUGGAGAGGGAAAAGCCAGGGGAGUAUAAUUGGGGUGGGUAUGUUGAAUUGUUGGAGAUGGCGAAGAAGCACGGCUUGAAAGUUCAGGCAGUUAUGUCGUUUCAUCAGUGUGGUGGUAAUGUUGGUGACUCCGUCACAAUCCCUUUGCCAAAAUGGGUAGUGGAAGAGAUGCACAACGAUCCGGAUCUUGCAUACACUGAUCAAUGGGGGAGAAGGAACUUUGAAUAUGUGUCCCUUGGUUGUGAUUCUCUCCCUGUCUUGAAAGGGCGGACGCCUGUGCAGUGUUAUGCCGACUUCAUGCGUGCUUUCCGGGAUCAGUUCCAACACCUCCUAGGGGAAACUAUUGUGGAAAUUCAAGUUGGGAUGGGUCCUGCCGGUGAGCUACGUUACCCUUCAUAUCCAGAGCAAGAUGGAGUAUGGAAGUUCCCUGGAAUUGGAGCCUUCCAAUGUUUUGAUAAGUACAUGAUUAGUAGCUUAAAAGCGGCUGCAGAAGCUGCUGGUAAACCCGAAUGGGGUCAUUCAGGUCCGACUGAUGCUGGCCACUACAACAACUGGCCGGAAGACACCCAGUUCUUCCGUAAGGAAGAUGGAGGUUGGAGCACUCCUUAUGGUGAAUUCUUCCUCACUUGGUACUCCCAAAUGCUCUUAGAUCAUGGUGAGAGGAUUCUUUCUUCAGCUACCGAAAUCUUCAGGGAAAAGGGUGUCAAAAUCUCGGUAAAAAUCGCUGGCAUUCACUGGCACUACGGAACUAGAUCCCAUGCUCCUGAACUAACUGCUGGUUACUACAACACAAGGUUCCGCGAUGGAUACCUUCCAAUAGCCCAAAUGCUAGGUCGUCAUGGUGCCAUUUUCAACUUCACCUGCAUCGAGAUGCGGGAUUACGAACAGCCGCAGGAUGCUUUGUGUGCUCCUGAGAAGCUUGUAAAGCAAGUUGUUUUGGCCACUCAACGAGCCGGUGUCCCCUUAGCCGGUGAGAAUGCAUUGCCGAGAUAUGAUGAACUCGCCCAUGAGCAGAUUCUGAAGGCCUCAGCUCUGCAAGUGGAUGAAAAUUCAGGCGACAGAGAUAUGUGCGCGUUCACUUACUUGAGGAUGAACCCGGACUUGUUCCAAGCCGAUAACUGGAGAAAAUUUGUCGCAUUUGUAAAGAAGAUGGAAGAAGGGAAGGAUGUGCACCGGUGUUGGGAGCAAGUUGAAAGAGAAGCUGAGCAAUUCGUACAUAUGACUCAGCCACUUGUUCAAGAGGCGGCUGUUGCUCUAAUGCACUAGUAAUUUUAAGGGUACAACAUUAAGCACACUGCCAGAAAUCACAAAUAGUUUUAUGUUAUGUUAAUUUUAUUUCAAUUUCAGAUCCUUUAUUUCUGUAAUCUUUCAGUACCCUCUUUAUUUAUUGACAGGGUUACUGUUCUACUGUUCUAUUAUGUAGAUGAAGAUGAGUAUUAAACUUUAAUACUGUAUUUCUAUAAUAUGUACAGUAUACCAUCUGUAUUAUUGCUGAGGUCUGUUUUAUUAUGUGAAUUUUUCAGGUAAAGUUAAUAUGGACGAUUUUGAGAUGGAAAA
This is a messenger RNA of Amaranthus tricolor (Joseph's coat), 2188 nucleotides long. RefSeq names its product beta-amylase 1, chloroplastic-like. Gene Ontology annotation, biological process: polysaccharide catabolic process. Lineage: Eukaryota; Viridiplantae; Streptophyta; Magnoliopsida; Caryophyllales; Amaranthaceae. The record is from RefSeq and is a predicted model, not a curated record. Gene Ontology annotation, molecular function: beta-amylase activity. The transcript is spliced from 4 exons. The coding region runs from base 161 to 1897 and encodes 578 amino acids.